UUAUAUUGACGGUGCUAUACUUGUUUACGAUAUUUCUCAGACCAAUGGAUUAGGGGGAAUAGCUAAACUUUUACGUGAAUAUACUGACAUCGAUAGCAAUUAUGUAACUAAUGAAAUUCCUAUUAUGAUCAUUGCAAACAAAUGGGACAUAUUGGACAUAAAUAAGCAGAAAAGUGAAAAAGACCUUUUAGAAGAAGUCAAGAAUUCUGUUGACAUUUCAGGAGAGGAAUUUUUGUGUAAUAUAACCUCAAUAAACGAAAAAACUAGUACUAAUAUCGAAGAAAUUCUAAAAAAAUGCAUAUCUAGGCUUUUGGACCUUAAAGAUAUCAAUAAUCUAAAUGAAUUAAACAAAUUUAAGCCCAUGAUGAAACAUGUAACACGAUUGUAUUUAUAUGAGAUCCCCCAAAAAAUUAUCAAUAGUGGGCGAAAACAGCUAAAAGUACUGAAUGAAGAAAUGGAUGGAAUAAAAUUAUUUUUAUCACUA
Molecule: messenger RNA, 484 nt
Organism: Cetraspora pellucida
Lineage: Eukaryota; Fungi; Glomeromycota; Glomeromycetes; Diversisporales; Gigasporaceae
Source: the annotation of a GenBank genome assembly